Magnolia sinica is the source of this 1946-nucleotide messenger RNA. RefSeq names its product serine/threonine-protein kinase STN8, chloroplastic. The record is from RefSeq and is a predicted model, not a curated record. The coding region runs from base 74 to 1588 and encodes 504 amino acids. NCBI's taxonomy places the organism in Eukaryota, Viridiplantae, Streptophyta, Magnoliopsida, Magnoliales, Magnoliaceae. Gene Ontology annotation, molecular function: ATP binding; protein kinase activity. Gene Ontology annotation, biological process: protein phosphorylation. The transcript has 5 exons.
AAAAAAAAAAAGCCCAUCCAAACCCGCACAAAACACAAUCACUACCUCAGCUCAGCUAGUAUAGAGAAAAUCCAUGGCUUCUCUCCUCUCCUCAGCUGCAACAUCUCUGCUCCAGAAACACCCAUUGCCAUGCCUUCUCUCUCCAAAACUCACCUUCCCAAUCUACUCCUCACCGCCUCAGAACCCCCUACUCAGAAACUCAAUAAGGUGUAAUGCCCUUUUGGGGAACACCCCAGAAGAUCUGCUCAAGAACACUCUCCAUUUGGAUGAAUCCACAGCUCUGUUUCCGUUUCUGCGAUCUGGGUUAUUGCAAUUCCAGAGAAUUACAGCUGAAUUGCCACAGGUUGAGAGAUGGGAGAUUGUGGUUUUUGUUGGGCUGAGCUGGAUAUACCUAACGGCGAGGCCUGGUGUGCUGAUGGGUGCGAUCGAUGCGUAUGUUCUCGCGCCUCUGCAGCUCGGUGUUGAUAGCUUGUUGGGGCGACGGAGCUUGAAGCGGACGGAUUUUGUGGUGGGGGAGAGAUUGGGAGAAGGGUCCUUUGGGGUAGUUUAUGCGGGCGCCAUCGUGCCACGGAAUGUGAGUGUUGAGGAGAGGGUCGAUGAGAGGAGGGGAAUGGGUUUGAAGAUGGAUGGAAGGUUCAAGGAAAAGGUCAUUUUGAAGAAGGUAAAGGUUGGAAUUAAAGGGGCGGAAGAAUGCGGCGACUUUGAGGAGUGGUUUAACUACAGGCUUUCAAGAGCAGCUCCCGAGACAUGCGCUGAGUUCCUUGGAAGCUUCAUCGCUGACAAGACAAACUCGCAAUUCACUAAGGGAGGGAAAUGGCUUGUAUGGAAAUUUGAGGGAGACCGAGACCUGGCCGACUACAUGAAAGAUCGCAGCUUCCCUUUCAACUUAGAGUCUGUUAUGUUCGGGCAGGUCAUACAAGGACUAGACUCGAUCGAAAGGAAUGCACUGAUCAUCAAGCAAAUCAUGCGGCAGAUCAUUACAUCUCUCAAGAAGAUCCAUGACACGGGCAUUGUCCAUCGGGACAUAAAACCGGCCAACUUGGUUGUGACAAGGAAGGGACGGAUCAAGCUCAUCGAUUUUGGGGCAGCAACAGAUCUCCGUAUUGGCAAGAACUAUGUACCCAACCGUGGUCUACUUGACCCAGACUACUGUCCGCCUGAAUUAUACGUUCUUCCGGAGGAGACACCAAACCCUCCACCAGAACCGAUUGCAGCUAUCCUUUCUCCGAUCCUUUGGCAGCUUAAUAGUCCUGAUCUGUUUGAUAUGUAUUCUGCCGGAAUUAUACUCAUGCAAAUGGCAGUUCCGACAUUGAGGUCUUCAGCAGGUCUGAAGAAUUUCAAUUCAGAAAUAAAGAGCGUCGGAUACGACUUAAAGAAAUGGAGGGAGUACACACGGAAAACGCCGGACUUACGUAUACUUGAUCUCGACUCUGGUAGAGGGUGGGAUUUGGCCAACAAGCUUAUUUCUGAGAGAGGAUUUCAGAGACGAGGGCGGUUGUCAGCCGCUGCAGCUCUCAGGCAUCCGUAUUUCUUAUUGGGCGGUGACCAGGCAGCUGCUGUUCUUUCGAAACUAAGCUUGACCCAGUGAAUUUUGAGAUAGAUGGAAAAAAGAAUCACCCCAACAGUUCACAUUUAUCAGAAAAUAGUCCUAACUUCUGAAGUUUAGCAGUCUCCAACCUAGAGAUUUUUUUGCAUCCUACAGUCAUAGUGGGGUCAUCAGAUCAAUGGUCUAAAUCACCAAACCAUGGACCCCACAUGCAUGGAUUCCCACACCUCAGUAACUAUAAAUCUGCUAUGAUCAUAACCCUUGGAGAUGGUUAUCAAGAUCGUGUAUUUAGGUUGGAAGUUCUUCUCUUAUUUAAUAUACGAAUUCACUGAAAUCGUGGCCUUUGAUGCAGUAACAGCAAAGCGAGGCGCACCAUUGCAGGGACGGGCAAUUCUAAUAC